AAACCACGAUUAGCACCUUCGCCUCUCCCUCCGCACUCCUUUUUAAGCGCCUCUCACCCUCCGCAGAAUCAACACGAUUCCUGGAGAGAGAGAGAAAGAAAGAAAGAGAAUCAGCAGCAAGCAGUUGCAAACAGGCCCACCGGAAAAACCCUAACGGUUGAUUUUGAAGCACUCAAUUAUGGCGCUUUACGUGGAUGAAGCAGAAGUAUGGAAGUGUCCCAAACAUCCGUCGAGGAGAAGAAAGAGUGGAAUCUGUCCAAAAUGUCUCCGAGAACGCCUCGUUACACUUUGCCCUGAGUGCGCCACUGCUCUCCCCUGUUCCUCUUGUCCACCUCCGGUCGAUUCCUCCUCCUCUUCUUCCUCAUCUUCCAAUUCGUUUUCUCUCUUCGCCUUCUCCCGAGGCGGUAGUCGUCGCGAUUACGCUCCGCCAUGUACCGCCAACGCCGACGCAGUCCGCUUGUCAAAUAACCUCGAAACCGAACCGUCGUUGCGGAAGUCGCGAUCUGUAGCUGUUCCUUUCCUCCGUUCGAGAUCUAGGUUCGUUGGGGGUCCAGUCGCCGGAUGCGAAUCACGCGAUGCUGAGAUAGCUCCGGAAAACAAUAAAGCUCUGCCUAAAGUUAGCCGGAGUAAGAUUAAUUUCUGGUCUGUGUUUACGACUAAUAAGAGUAAAAAAUGCGACGUACACGGCGAAGGAAUGGAGGAUGAAUCGAAUAAGUUCCAUGAUUCACCGGCGGUGGAUGAUUUCUCGAUGAUGAAGCGAUCUAGAUCAGUAGCUGUCGGAGCCAGUAGCGCCUUUGGUCCGUCGCCGUCGAAACGAAAGGGAUGGUACUUUCCAAGUCCAGUUAAAGGCAUCCUUAAUUCAAAACCUACCAAAUCUGUCGCUGUUGCAUAAAUCAUCUUCUCAACAAAUUACAAAAAUUAAUGUAUGUUACAUUUUCUGUGAUUGUAUUUCAUAAGAUUUCUUUCCUUUCUAAUUCAACAUAAAUUCCCAUCUAUAA
This is a messenger RNA of Lactuca sativa (garden lettuce), 998 nucleotides long. RefSeq lists its product as uncharacterized. NCBI's taxonomy places the organism in Eukaryota, Viridiplantae, Streptophyta, Magnoliopsida, Asterales, Asteraceae. The record is from RefSeq and is a predicted model, not a curated record.